AUGUAUCUCCUUCAGGGGCAGGCAGUUCAGGUGCCAGAGUCCGACUUGGAGUGUAUGUUGGGCGGUUCGCCGCGCGAAAGAGAGAAUUCCCAUGAGGGCCGUAAAUGCGGAUGGCAGUGUGCUGCCGCUGCCUUCGUGCUGGGAUUACUCAUGAUGACAGUGUUUGCAUUGACGCGACCCACGAGCUUGACCAGCUUGACCAACUCCGGAGUUUCUGACACAGUUCAGAUGGAGUCCAUGGAAGACCCAGUCUGGAAGGAGGUCUUGGGCAACAAGGCAUUCAAACAAUUUGAGGCAGAACGCCACCAGACAGCCAUCGCCAGCACACAGAGCACAAGCACCAGCACGAGCGCUGCAACCACGGUUGCUACCACCACCGUGGCAACAGAACCGGCAAGCACCGUUGCUCAUAGCGUUGUUGGAACUACUCAACCAGCAGUGCCCGUGCUAACAGCUGCACCAACUGCUGCACCAAUGGCUAUUGCUACCAUUGCUCCAAGUGAAACCAGCAAAAUCAUCAUCUUCGGGACUUCGGGAAAAAGCGCACUGGAGCAAAUUGCGUCUGAGUUCAAGGAUGAGGCUGGAAAGCUCGAUCCCGACAGCGAGGAACACAAGUCCUUGGAAAGCAUCAGCAAGAUGCUGAGCAAAGUUGGUAGCCCAGUUACGCAUGCACCAAGGGCAUCUCCCAUGACCACAGCGAACGCUGCGAAGCCCGCAGCUGUCAGCAGUCCAUUGGCCCCUCACGAGGCUUUGAAGGAUGGAAACACAUGCCCAAGUGAUGAGGAGGAGUCUGAUGGCACUUGCUACAAAAAGUGUGCUGACCUAACAGGUGGAUAUUACCCGAUCCGCACCAGUGCAUUCAGCUGCUGCGCUGCGGAACCCUGUAGUUUCUUCAAUUCGAAGAUCCAUGUCGGCUUUUGCUCUGGUUUUGACAUCGCAGGAGACGCAGAAGGUGACGGUUGUCCCAGCUUUGAGGGCGCCUGUCUUUUGGACGAAGAGAUGUUUGGCGGACUUUGCUACAAGAAGUGCUCUCUUUUUCCAGAUGGACAGAUUUACGGCCACCGGGUAGCUCCAAACAUUUGCUGCAGCACACAUGGGUUGCUUGGCGGAACGGAACAGGCCGGUACACAGGCAGCCAUUUACUGCCUGGUUACGUGGAAUCCCAAGAUCAACUGA
Cladocopium goreaui is the source of this 1176-nucleotide messenger RNA. Lineage: Eukaryota; Dinophyceae; Suessiales; Symbiodiniaceae. The record is from the annotation of a GenBank genome assembly.